Messenger RNA from Saxophila tyrrhenica, 906 nucleotides. RefSeq lists its product as uncharacterized. The record is from RefSeq and is a predicted model, not a curated record. Lineage: Eukaryota; Fungi; Ascomycota; Dothideomycetes; Mycosphaerellales; Extremaceae. The transcript is spliced from 2 exons. Bases 1 to 906 code for a protein of 301 amino acids.
AUGGCUGGUGCUAUGAAGCGGAAGCUGGGCGACGACGACGACGGUCCACCAGCCUGGUCAGAUCAGCAGCGCGAGGCUGAUUAUCCUAGAAGCAAGCGUCCACAUACUGCCAUCGAGCCACGCGAUACGACGGAGAGCGAAAGCCCACUCAUGAAGCUACUUGGCGAACUACGCAACGGAAUCUUUGAGCUCGCCUUGCUCUCCAACAACACGACCGGCAUGCUCACCAUCAACGGCCGUGUCCGCGUUACCAAACGUGACCCCAAACGAGCCCUGAGCUGUCGACCGUGGCGGGAGCCCGCACUCCUCCGAACGUCAAAGCAAAUUCGCCACGAAGCAAUUUCCAUCUACUACCUAGGCCAUCACCUCGAUGUUCGCACUCGCUCGAACGAAAUCGACAAGCCCAACCUCUGGCUGCGCCGAAUUGUGGAACAGCUAGGUGGGAGGUGUCCAUCAUUCCACCUCCGCGUUGUUUCAUGCACGUGGGAUGAUGUGGCGGCCUGGCUGCACCUUGCCAAAUUUGCUUACGAAUCAUCCGGCUGGAAGAUCGACCUGGGCGAAAUGGCUGCACGAUACAGACAUAUCUUAUUCACCGUCGCUGACGGUAAUCGCUACUACCAGUCGGCCCUGAGUGAAGUCGUGGAGCUCGGCUUGACUUCUGGGAAGUUGGGUCUAUCAGCCGAAAAGCUGGAAGAAGAGUUCUACUUCUGGGCUCAAACUGCUGCCAUGUCAUUGAGCAAAGGCCAUGGACGGAAACGCUUGUUUGCAAGCCCUCCGGGAAGCGAGUUGAAGGACGCCAACUUGGAGUUCAUGCCGAAGCGCAGAGUGGCGCCUGGAUACUUGGCUGAUGAGUUCGAGCAAGUGCCUUUCAUCGCGGAUGAAGCCGGGAACGUGUACAGCGCUUGA